AGUGGCAGGCAGGGGAGGAUUAAGGAGACCGGUGGAAGCGGGCAGCCGCUGACGGCCUCCCGGUUCCUGGCCAGGCGAUGCCGGCAGUAUCCAAGGUCCGCAGCUCGCAGAAUUAGCAUGCCUCUUUCCUGCCCCGUAGACGCGGGGAGGGGGUGAGGAGAGGAGGCUGUCCUGUGCGCUGGAGAGGAGGAGGGUCCCGAAUGAGGUGACAAUGGAAGGACAUCAGAGAUGAGCAGGAUAUUGGAGCGGGGUGAUUGAGAAGGAUCCGGACUCUCUCUCUCUCUCUCUCUCUAUAUCUGUGUCUGUCUAAGGGGGAAAGCGCCUGAGACAAACAUAGGAGGAUGCAGAGUGGACAACUGCGGAGUAGUGGCGCCAGCAAUGUCCAAAAAGGCGAGAAGAAAUCUUGCUUUUCCAACAUCAAAAUCUUCCUGAUCUCGGAGUGCGCGCUAAUGCUGGCACAGGGGACAGUCGGGGCUUAUCUGGUGAGCGUGCUGACAACAUUGGAAAGGAGGUUUAACCUGCAGAGUGCCGACGUCGGAGUCAUCGCCAGCAGCUUCGAGAUUGGCAACCUGGCCUUGAUUUUGUUUGUGAGCUACUUUGGGGCGAAAGGGCAUCGGCCACGUCUGAUAGGAUGUGGGGGCAUCGUGAUGGCCCUGGGAGCUUUGCUGUCUGCCCUCCCCGAGUUCCUCACCCACCAGUAUGAGUACGAAUCUGGGGAGAUUCCCUGGGGACUGGAAGGAAAGGACCUGUGUGUUGGGAAUGUAUCAGCCAGCAACCAAGGACCAGAGGCAAAAAUCAUCUGCAGAAACAGGACUUCCACCAACAUGAUGUACCUCCUGCUAAUUGGAGCCCAAGUGUUACUGGGCAUUGGUGCUACUCCUGUCCAACCCCUUGGAGUCUCCUACAUUGAUGACCAUGUCCAGCGGAAAGAUUCCUCCCUGUACAUAGGAAUUCUCUUCACCACCCUGGUCUUCGGUCCUGCCUGUGGCUUCAUCCUGGGAUCACUUUGCACCAAAGUCUACGUGGACGCAGUUUUCAUUGACACCAGUAAACUGGACAUCUCCCCCGAGGACCCUCGCUGGAUCGGGGCCUGGUGGGGGGGCUUCCUGCUCUCCGGAGCUCUGCUCUUCUUCUCCGCCCUCUUCAUGUUCGGCUUCCCGCAGUCGCUGACCAUCAAGAGCGACCGGAUGCCGGAGAGCGAGAUGGCCACCCUCCCGCAGCAGUUCGAGAGGCCCAAGCCCGGCAACGGGGUGGUGGAGCUACGGCAACCGGCCCACUCCUUGUCCUGCUUCCAACAGAUGCGAGUGAUCCCGAAGGUGACCAAGCACUUGUUGUCGAACCCCGUGUUUACCUGCAUUGUGCUCGCCGCCUGCAUGGAGAUUGCAGUGGUCGCUGGGUUUGCUGCCUUCCUGGGCAAGUACCUCGAGCAGCAGUUCAACCUCUCGGCUUCCUCCGCCAACCAGCUGCUGGGAAUGACAGCCAUUCCCUGUGCGUGCCUGGGAAUCUUCCUUGGAGGCCUGCUGGUGAAGAAGCUCAGCCUGACAGCCCUUGGAGCCGUUAGGAUGGCCAUGUUGGUCAACCUCAUCUCCACCGGAUGCUAUAUUUCCUUCCUCUUCCUUGGAUGUGAUACGGGGCCCAUAGCAGGAGUCACCGUUCCUUAUGGCAACACUACCGUGUCAGACGCAGAUCUGGACCCUUACGCUCCUUGCAACAGCGACUGCAAUUGCAAGACAACAGCUUACAAUCCAGUCUGUGGGUCAGAUGGAGUUACCUACUUGUCCUCGUGCUUCGCUGGCUGUUCUAGUGUGAAUCUCACUUCCUGUGCUUGUCUGAACACUGGCCCCGUUAAGAAUGCCACUGUAAUCCCCGGCAAGUGCCCGAGCCCAGGCUGUCAAGAGGCGUUCCUGACCUUCAUGUGCGUGAUGUGUGUUUGCAGUCUCAUUGGGGCCAUGGCCCAGACACCAGCCAUCAUAAUACUUAUCAGGGCAGUUAACCCGGAGCUCAAAUCAUAUGCAUUGGGAGUCUUGUUCUUGCUCUUGCGAUUGCUCGGUUUCAUUCCUCCUCCUCUCAUCUUUGGCGCGGGGAUUGACUCGACGUGCUUGUUCUGGACCACGAUCUGCGGAGAGCUGGGUGCAUGUAUGCUGUACGAUAACGUCGUUUAUCGCUACCUCUACAUCAGCAUUGCCAUCACCCUGAAGACACUUGCCUUCAUCCUUUACACGACGACCUGGCACUGUUUGAGGAGGAAUGCCAGCAAGUAUAUCAGAGAUGACGAGGGCAACCUCCAGCCACUGACAGCCAGUGACCUCUUUGCAUCAACCUUAACGCUGGACACAGCAAGGAGGGACUCCAGUCACCAUCAGUCACAAAAGACCAAAUUUAUUUACAACCUUGAGGACCAUGAGUGGUGCGAAAAUAUGGAAUCUGUCCUAUAAAAGGACAUUUGAUUUUGUACUUUUUUUUGAAUUAAGACGUAAUGGUGCCCAGACUUUUGAACAAAAACAAAAUUUUUCUUCAAAGUUUUUGUUUUGCAAGACAAGCGCAGGGGCUAAGCAGGAUUGUGAACUGUUGAAAACAUUGUUAUAUUUGCAAGCAAAGGACUUAAUUACAUUUUGACAAGGGCCAAGAUUGCAACCAAUAAUCUGUUCAAAUGCCUUUGCCUGGAAUGGUGGGAUACUCCAUAUCAUAGACUGAUGUGGCUCGGGUCUGGUCCUGAGGCCACACUACACCAAGACCUCGCCAUUUCAAUCGUGCUUCUUUUGUCUUUGCCAAGCAGAGUUUAGGCACUUGUGACAGUCUGUAGAGCCAAUGGUUCCAACUUAACGCAGGUCCUCAUAAUUACAGACUGGGACGUUCCAGCCUCCUGCAAGUCUUCCUUCCAGGAAAGGUUUUGGGAAGAACGUUGCCUCCCAUCUGAAUGGCCAGGCAACCCUUUUGGAGCCACGACGAAUAACCAGGUUCACUGCAGUCCCCGAGUAGGAGAUCCGUAGGUUAUAUGUCAGGUCGAGGCUGAUGCAAGAGAUUUGAAUGGAACAAACUUUCCAGAAUAAAGAUCACAGGGCACCUGAGAUUCUAACAAAGUCUGUGAACUCUCUGUCCUCUUGUAAAUAAAUUUGUGGACCUACCUGCACUUGGCAGUAGACAGGAGAAAAAAUUUGCCUCUUUGAUAUCACAAUUAUUUGAUUCCAGUUAUUAAUUAAAUGAGAGUUUCACGUUGAGACAUUACAUUUUCCGUCUCAUGCAAUUAGUGUCUCUCAUUUUGCCAUUCCAACUCCCCCACAACAAUUUAAUCCUUCAAGAGUUAUGUUUCCUUGUCUUGCCUGGAAGACAAUAUUUGAGUUUUAAACCACAAGACCCUAAGAUAUAGGAGCAGAGUUAGGCCAUUCAGCCUAUCAAUUCUGCUCCAACAUUCCAUCAUUGCUGACCUAUUAUCCCUCUCAACCCCGUUCCUCUGCCUUCUCCUCAUAACCUUUCACGCCCUUACUAAUCAAGAACCUAUCAACCUCUGCUUUAGAUAUACCCAAUGGUAUACCCAUUGCACAAAUGGCCUCCACAGUCAUCUGUGGCAAUAAAUUACACGGAUUCAUUUGGCAAAAGAAGUUCCUCCUGCAUCUCUUUUCUAAAGGGAUGUUCCUCAAUUCUGAGACUGUGUUCUCUGGUUCUAAACUCCUCCUGCUAUAGGACACAUCUUCUCCAUUUCCACUCUAUCUAGGCCUUUCAAUAUUCGGUAGUUUCAGUGAGAUACCCCCACCCCCACCUCAUCUAAACUCCAGCAAAUACAGACCUAGAGCCAUCAUAUAUUUACCCUUUCGUCCUCAGGAUCAUUCUCGUGAAUCUCUUCUGGACUCACGUCAAUCAUUUUUGUGAACUACCCCUGGACCUUCCUCAAUACCAGCACAUCCUUCCUUAGAUAAGGGGCCCAAAACUGCGAACCAUACCCCAAGUGUGUUUUGACCAACAGCUUAUAAAGCCUCAAAUAAUAUUAUAUUUUUAAUUUCAUAAUAAUAACAAAUGGUGAAGCUUGUCACUAAAAAUUUCCAACCUAUGCAAUCUUUGGUUCCUUCUGUUCGGGUCACCAGAACCCAGCACACUCAGAAAUCAGUGUUGGUCAUGAAACCCAAAAGGGCUGAGAAGAUAGUUAACAUCUCAUGUCAGUGACUUUUCAGAUACUAAGGAAUUGUUUUUGACUUGAAGUGCUAAAUCUCUCUCUCUCCCCACUCCCCACUCUCCUUCUCUUUCCCUCUGUCUUUCUCGCUCUUCCCCUCUCCCCGCUCUCUCCCUCUCCUACCUGAACUGCUGUAUGCUUCCAGCAUUCUCCAAUUAUACUUCAGAUCUCCACUACUUUGCUAUUGUUUUUGUAAUCAUUUAUGUACAGUAUGUGAAAGAAUCCCAAUCUAUUGUUCGUUCCUGUGACCUUUUAUAUUCUGAUUCCACUAUAAUGAAUCCUUUUCCACUGAUCGUAUUCCAGAAUCAUAUUUUGCUGAGUAAUUCACCAGUUGUCCGAGAUUUAUUUCCUUUGGUUAUUGGUCAAUUGAUUAUUUGAUUAUUGAUCUUUCUGCUGAUGGACAAUAUUUCUCACCACCUUGUGAAUCAAAUCAAAUGAUUCCCCUCCAUAGAUGCUGCCUGACCUGCUGAGGUCUUCCAGCAUUUUUACUUGUUUAUUGAGAUACAGCAUGGAAUAGACCCUUCCGGCCCUUUGAGCCACCCUGCCCGGCGAUCCCCAGUUUAACCCUAACCUAAUCGUGGGAGAACUUACAAUGAGCAAACAACCUACCAACCACUAUAUCUUUAGACUGUAGGAGGAAAUCAGAGCACCAGGAGGAAACGCACGCGUUCACGGGGAGAAUAUACAAACUCUUUACAGGCAGCAGCAGGAAUUGAACCCCGGUCGCUGGUACUGUAAAGCAUUACACUACCAUAGUACUCUGGAUUUCCAGCAUCUGCAGAAUCUCUUGUGAUAAUUACUAUUUUUACUGAUGCCUUUUCACAAGGUUUUAAUCAUCAAACCAGGUCCUUGAGAACAGGUGGAGAAUUAGCUUGUCUAACAUGGAAGCCGUGCUUUCUCCCUGUGAGAUUUACCGAAUUGGUUCAGGGAACAAUGUAACUCAGCGAGAGCCAAUUCUUUGGGAUACAUGGGUACAUAGUGGAAUAAAAUUUUGCUGCCUACUAGGUCUGUUGGUUCGUGAGGCAUCGUGGUGGUGUAACAUUACAACAUCACUGAAUUUAGGCAGUGUGUUGGCUUGGUGUUCCCUUCAACCACAGAAUCAGAAUUGGUCCUAAUAUAGCUACAGCCUGGUGAAAAUCCAUGUUUAUCAUUUACAAUGUGUCACGUUUCAGUUUUGGACAAUCUAACUUACUUUAACUCAGAUGUGUUAAGUCAUUGAUAUUCAUCAAGCAGUUCACAGGCUGAGGUCAAUCAGUUUAAGAUAGACUAGGAACUGAGUAACACACGCAAAAUGAUGGGGGGAACUCAGCAGGUCAGGCAGCAUCUCAUGGAGGGAGAUAAACAGUCGAUGUUUAAG
Messenger RNA from Mobula hypostoma (lesser devil ray), 5522 nucleotides. It is a transcript of the gene slco3a1a, whose product is annotated as solute carrier organic anion transporter family member 3A1a. The coding region runs from base 342 to 2435 and encodes 697 amino acids. NCBI's taxonomy places the organism in Eukaryota, Metazoa, Chordata, Chondrichthyes, Myliobatiformes, Myliobatidae. Gene Ontology annotation, biological process: transmembrane transport; sodium-independent organic anion transport; prostaglandin transport. The record is from RefSeq and is a predicted model, not a curated record. Gene Ontology annotation, molecular function: protein binding. Gene Ontology annotation, cellular component: plasma membrane. The transcript has 10 exons.